GAGGAGAGAAUAUGCACUUCAUUAUGUAUCUCACUUGGAUGCUACAAACACUUCGAUAACGAUUGAUGCCGAAGGACGUGGAAGAAACCUUGCUGGUUGUUGUUGCAUUGCUUCUUCUGCUGCUGCUUCUGCUUCUGAAAGGAUUUCUUGGUUCCGUCAAGACUCGUAGGGCGAGUAGAAGAAGUCAAGUGACUUCACUUGGACCUCAUCUGAGCCUGCAGCGUUGCAGUAGCCAAGGCGAUGAGCCAGGCUGGAGCUCGAGUGCCAACCUUGAGGCCUUCUAGCAGAUCUCUCUCCGCC
This is a messenger RNA of Guillardia theta CCMP2712, 300 nucleotides long. RefSeq lists its product as hypothetical. The record is from RefSeq and is a predicted model, not a curated record. The transcript is spliced from 3 exons. NCBI's taxonomy places the organism in Eukaryota, Cryptophyceae, Pyrenomonadales, Geminigeraceae. Bases 66 to 284 code for a protein of 72 amino acids.